Coccidioides posadasii C735 delta SOWgp is the source of this 1484-nucleotide messenger RNA. RefSeq lists its product as uncharacterized. Gene Ontology annotation, biological process: regulation of translational fidelity. Gene Ontology annotation, molecular function: tRNA binding; nucleotidyltransferase activity; double-stranded RNA binding. NCBI's taxonomy places the organism in Eukaryota, Fungi, Ascomycota, Eurotiomycetes, Onygenales, Onygenaceae. Gene Ontology annotation, cellular component: cytoplasm. The record is from RefSeq and is a predicted model, not a curated record.
AUUUGUCACUAACUGCUACCACGGCUCCUCUCAGAAUCAUCCUGCUUCCGUCUCUUGUGAGGAACGGAAUAGCGCCCCGCGUUAAGCAGGUUGCAGCAAUGGCCACUCAAGCCACUAUCCAGCGACAGGCGGUCAAAGGGGCAUGCGCAAAAGAUACAAGAAUAUUACCGGUUCGGAGCCUUAACGUGCCGGGUCAAAGCAUAGGGGAUAUCGAAAGGCGAUGGGAGGCGGAAAAGGACCAAGGCAGUCCCGAAGCGCAGGCUCUUCUAGAGGCCGCAGAGGCCCUGCGUACAAGUGACACACCAGUCGCGUUCCCGACAGAGACAGUCUAUGGCCUAGGAGCGGAUGCGACGAGAAGCGCGGCCGUCCAGGGAAUCUACAGAGCAAAGCAACGGCCGUCAGACAACCCCUUAAUCGUCCAUGUCAGCUCUAGGGAACAGCUCGAGCGUCUGCUCCGACCACCAGGAUGCCCUACGUCAAAUCAAAAUAGUCUCCAAACUUCCUCCCUUAUCCCACCUAUAUAUGAACCACUAAUAGAGCGAUUUUGGCCCGGUCCUUUGACAAUAUUAAUCCCGAAUCCGAAGCAUUCUCCGCUCGCUCCGGAGGUUACUUCCAAUCUCUCCACUUUUGGUGUCCGGAUGCCCUCCUCUUCUCUGGCCCGUCUACUUAUUAAACUUGCCGACCGUCCACUAGCUGCCCCGUCUGCGAAUGCCUCCACGAAACCAUCCCCAACCACUGCCCAGCAUGUAUAUGCAGACCUUCACGGACGCAUUGAUAUCAUUUUGGAUGGGGGAUCUUGUGGAGUGGGCGUGGAAAGCACCGUCGUCGAUGGGUUGAAUCACCCACCCGCAAUCCUGCGGCCCGGUGGGGUUGGAAUCGAAGAAAUACGCGCAUGCCGAGGCUGGGAAGAUGUGCGCGUUGGGUAUAAAGACGGUGCUUUGCCGGGUAAAAUGACUCCCAGGGCUCCAGGAAUGAAAUAUAGACAUUAUUCCCCGAGGGCCAAGGUCGUGUUGUUUGAAACUGGUCAGGAAAUGCCAUCGGUUGUGAGGCGAAUACUCAAUGAGCAAUCACCCUCAAGCCCUCUAAAAAUAGGCGUUAUACGGACCAAAACUUGGCAGAAAGGCCUAACAAUGCGCAUCCAACAGGAUCUAACGGCCCCCGUCAAUGGACAUUGUGAUGCGGCUUCCUCAUCUGACCUACAUGAUGAUAUCCCUUCGCCCUCCGUUUUUCCACUUCACCGGUUAUCUGUCGUUCCUUCCAGCCCGGAUUCGGGCUCUCCUCCAUGCACAAUUGAUAUGCUAGAUGUCUUUCUCGGACAUGAUCUCCACUGUAUCGCAAGAGGACUCUUCUCGGCUCUGCGCAGUCUGGACGAGAAUGACGUUUCUACAAUCUAUGUCGAGGGCAUUGCGGACACGGAUGGAGAUCUAGCAGCAGCAAUCAUGAAUAGAUUACGGAAGGCCGCUGAAGAGGAGAUUAAAAGCUAA